AACGUACCGGUACCGCCAAGGCCGCCAAGCAACUAACUCGCACCAUAUCCAGGUGAUCCUCCUCGAAAACACGAAGUACCGUGCUGCAUUUGAAAACGUGAUUCGAAGACAGAACAAGGUGCGCACCCCUUACCCCCUGCAAGACUGGAUCCAGCGGUAGGCUACAGCAGCGCGCCGAGCAUCGAUCAUACCAUGGCGGAACAACAACAGCAAGGAUUUUCAACGCCGCUGACGGCCCUCCAAGAGGAAUGCUACCGACUUUUGCAAUCCAAACAAUACAAGAGCUGCGAAAUUUUGACCCAGAUGGAACUCUCGAUGGCAGAAAAGGAAGGCCGCGAUACUCGCGUUGCAUGGGCUUUCUUGGGGGAGUGUGCCCAGCUCACACACCAAUACAACAAGGCCAUAUCCUAUUACCGCCAGAUCCAGCACUUUGGGUCAUACAAGUAUCGUCUGAAAGAAGCACAGUGCCUCCAAGCGAAGGGGAAUAUUGUAGAAGCAUCGUCGGUUCUGGAAUUAAUCCCCCACCACGAACGAAAUUUAACAAUUCACAUGACUCUUGGUCAGCUCUACAUUGCUACGGGGCGAACAGGUUCUGCAUCGGAUUGCUUUGUUCGAAGUCUAAUGGAGAACCCAAUGGCACUGGAAGCAAUCGAGUGGUUGGCGGUCUUAGGAACAACGGACAAGGCCAUGGUACUCGAUGCGGUGGAAAAGGGAUUUAAAAAAGUAUCGGCACAGCAGCAACAGCAACAAAGGGGGGAUGUCAUGAACGAUUUAUCGGCAAUCAUACCGGUCAAAGAAUUCGUUACGGCACAGUUUGCCAAGUCUCGCCACCAGACGGCGUCCGCGCUCCAGCUUUUCACCGCACUGGAAAAAAUAUUUCCAAGGAACGUCUACCUGAUGCUGAAAAUCGCCAACCUGCAAAACCAAAUGAACGACGAAGAACGAGCGGGGAGGACGUUUGCGCAAGUCAGACAGCUAGAUCCUACGAACAUUGAUUGCAUGGAUCUCUAUGGUCAGAUUUUGGCCCGGGAAAACAAUUUGGACGCGCUGAAUCAGCUUGCUUCAACCCUUCUGGAAAUCGAUGAUAGACGCCCAGAGGCCUGGUCCGCUCUAGCGCUGUAUCACGAGGCACGCCAGGACCACGAAAAAGCCCUGGCCUUUGUGGAAAAAGCAAUAUCGAUGGACCAACGGAAUGCAUUCGCCCACCGUCUGAAGGGAGCUAUUUUGCUGGCCGACAAUCGACCAGAGCACGCAGCGGUGUCCUUUUUCAAAUCGAACGAAUUCAAGCGGGACGUCUCUAGCUACGAAGGCCUCGUAGACUCGUACCUGCUAGCCGGAAAGUACAAGGAAGCAAUUUGCGCAGCGAAGGAGGCGAUCACAGCCGCUCCACGUGAUCCACGAGCGGUCACGCUGGUUGGAUUGGCCCUGCAACAAGGGCAGGUAGGAUCGAACAGCGUGGAAGGAAUGGAAAAGGCAAAGAGAGCGCUCCGCAAAGCGCUGGCCCUGGAUCCAUCGGCACUGAGACCUUUGCUCUCCCUGGUCCAGCUCCAUGCGCAGGAAAAGGACUAUGACACCUGCAUCGAUCUCCUUCGCCAGGGAAUCGAAGGGACAUCUGAAUCGAAGAGUUCGCUCCAGGGACAAGAUAUUUUGCAGACCAAGCUAGGGGAGAUCUACAUGGCCGCGGAAAACUAUAAGGAUGCGAUCGCCUCCUUUCAUGCAGCUCUUGCCCUGAAUCCCAUGAGCACAGAGGUCCAGCACUUGCUCGAAAAACUGGAGCAACAAGUUCAAGGGGUUGACACAAGCGAUCAUACGGACGAUAUCGUGGAAGAUUCGCCCACGAGCUAUAGGGAAGGAAGACCGUCAUAUUAAAAAUAAAUACUCUCUAAUGCAGAACGGUUUGACAAAUCAGAUUUAUUAUCGCACAACGCUAACAGACGAUGAGGAGAAUCAAAUUUAGAAUUUCAGCUGCGUACUUCAUAGCACCAACGCAGUUGCAGCCACCGACAGAGAUGCUGGUCGACCCUUGAGAUCUUGUCAAGUAAACCACGAUCGAUACCGGAGGCACCCAAUGAAGAGAAUAUAAAAUACGCAGUAUUCAGCUAGGACACCGAGUAGCAUAAAAUAGAAGAAUACAUUGUGGUAAAGCUCUGUGAUUUGAUAAUAUUGAUUUAUUUUUAGUGUACAGCUAUAUCGUAUGCUUCCGAAGGAGCAUAAUUAUAAUAAUCUAGGAAAAAGCAAUAGUCUUCUCACCGUUUCGUCAGUCCUCCGAAUGUAUCAAAAUCUAGCGACGACGACCGGCUGCUUUGCGCCCUCUUCCAACCUCGUCCUGGUCUAAUCGGAACAUAGAAUUCAAUUCCUUUAGUGUUUGUUGCUUCCCUUCAAUGCUCUCCGUCUUCCUCAGGUGCGCCAUGGGUCCGUGGAGAAGCUUGUUGACAAUCCCCCUCGACAGCCUUUCCACAGCUUCCAUUUCUUUAUCGGUAAGGUUGGCGUUUGCGAGCUUGCGUGUGGCCUUAGCGAGCUCUUCCUCACGGAAACCGUUUGCUCUUUCCUGCAGUUGGUUGAUGGUAGGAAUAGCAGAAAGAGAUUCACGCCAGGCACCGAAUUG
This is a messenger RNA of Pseudo-nitzschia multistriata, 2605 nucleotides long. The record is from the annotation of a GenBank genome assembly. NCBI's taxonomy places the organism in Eukaryota, Bacillariophyta, Bacillariophyceae, Bacillariales, Bacillariaceae.